UGUGCUUGCGAUUGCACCGGCGUCUACUGCGACCUUGCGAAAAAGCUUUCCGUGUGAGCGUGUCUGCCUGUCUGACAUCGUCGAUCUCCAUGACGACGACGACCCCGCGCGUGUGGCUGCUCGCCAUGGCGCUGGCGCUCGCCUGCGUGCUGCUCGUCAGGUCCGCCGACGCCGCCGAGUACGGGUGCAACCCGGCCACGGACAAGACGUGCAAGCCCGAGGGCAUGGGGGUGGUGCUGCCGGGCGGCGGCAUUGACCUCGACGGCGACGGCGACGAGGACGAGCUGCCGCAGUUCGAACCCCACCUCACGAUCCUCGGCCAUGCCCGAGAGUAGUUGGUCGAUCGUCCGCGUUACGUGUCUCAGCCGAUCUACUGGACGACAUGAUGUACUGUCACAUUUGCCUUGUAAUUUCUGUUGUUAAUUUGAGGGCGAGAGUAAUUAAAUGAGCAUAUGAUGGUAAUUUAUUCAAUGUGUAUUAUUUGUUCAAA
Messenger RNA from Sorghum bicolor (sorghum), 490 nucleotides. RefSeq lists its product as uncharacterized. NCBI's taxonomy places the organism in Eukaryota, Viridiplantae, Streptophyta, Magnoliopsida, Poales, Poaceae. The record is from RefSeq and is a predicted model, not a curated record. The transcript has a single exon. The coding region runs from base 90 to 335 and encodes 81 amino acids.